Molecule: messenger RNA, 1925 nt
Organism: Gordionus sp. m RMFG-2023
Lineage: Eukaryota; Metazoa; Nematomorpha; Gordioida; Chordodea; Parachordodidae
Product: NEDD8-activating enzyme E1 catalytic subunit-like
Exons: 16
Coding region: 212-1558 (448 amino acids)
Biological process (GO): protein neddylation
Cellular component (GO): nucleus; cytoplasm
Molecular function (GO): NEDD8 activating enzyme activity
Source: RefSeq, a predicted model, not a curated record
AGGAAUUGAGGUCUAAACGUUCCUGCCAGGCCAGUUAUGAGCAAAAUUCCUGGCUCACAUUUUUAAACCCCAGUUUAAUAUAAUUUAUGUUACUAAAAAAUCAUUGACAUUCAACAAAACAACGCUAUACCAAAAUAGCACGAUAGUUAUUCGACAUGAAUGUUUUCUUGUUAAUGCAUAUUUUAAAUUUUUUUAAAUUUCCAGAUGUUGAAUGAGCAUCAAGAAGCUUCGGUUUGAUUUAUCAAUGAAAGAACCUAUUAUUUUUGAAAAUAUUAAAAAGUUUUUUAAAAGUGGAGAUGGAACAAUCUUUAACCACCCAGACUAUAUAUCAGGGGAUCAGAAUUUUGAAUUUAUUCAAAAUACAUGUAAAUUAUUAAUCAUUGGAGCUGGUGGUUUAGGAUGUGAAAUUUUGAAAAAUUUAUGUUUGCUAGGGUUUACAAAUAUUGAUAUAAUUGAUAUGGACACAAUAGAAUUAUCUAACCUCAAUAGACAAUUUUUAUUUAGAGAAAAGGAUAUUGGUGAAUCUAAAGCAAAGGUUGCUGCUAAUUUUAUUAAAAAUUGUAAACCUUGGUGUAAUGUUACCCCUUACUUUAAUAAAAUACAAGAUUUUGAUACAAAAUUUUAUAAAAAAUAUCAUAUUAUAAUAUGUGGCUUAGAUUCCAUAAUAGCACGUAGAUGGAUUAACAGUAUGAUACUUAAUUUGUUAGAAUAUGAUAAUGAUAAGUUAGAGUUAUCCACAAUUAUCCCUUUAAUAGAUGGGGGAACUGAAGGCUUUAAGGGUAAUGUUAGAGUUAUAUUACCCAGUAUAACAGCUUGUAUUGAUUGCACUCUAGAUCUCUAUCCACCUCAAGUUAACUUCCCACUUUGUACUAUUGCAAACAGACCACGAUUGCCAGAACAUUGUAUUGAAUAUGUAAGAAUUAUACAAUGGGAAAAGGAGAAUCCAUUUGGGGAAAAUGUAGGUAUAGAUGGGGAUAAUCCAGAACAUAUAAAAUGGAUUUAUUUAAAUAGCCUCGAACGUGGACAUCAUUACAAUAUUAAAGGAAUCACUUUAUCUAUGACACAGGGUGUAGUUAAAAGACUUGUCCCAGCGGUCGCCUCAACAAAUGCAGUUAUUGCGGCAUCUUGCGCAAAUGAAGCUCUCAAAAUAGCUACUAGUUGCUAUCCACCUAUAAAUAAUUUUCUAUUCAAUGACACAGAUGGAAUUUAUUGCUACACAUAUUUAACUGAGAAGAAGGAAGAUUGUAUAGCUUGUAGUCACACUGUCAAAGUGUUAAAAUCUAGAUCAACUGAGAAGUUGGAGGAAUUAUUGAAUCAUCUAAAAGAAGAUCCCUCGCUUCAAAUGAAAAAUCCAUCUAUUUUCUCGCUUAUAAAUGGCAAGCAGAAAACUCUUUACAUGGAAGGCGUCAAAGAUUUAGAGGAGAAAACAAAAUCGAAUUUGAGCAAAACUUUAAAAGAAUUGGGCUUAUACGACAAUGCCAUAAUUGAAGUGAUCGACAUAACAUCUCCCAAAAAUUAUACAUUUUACCUUAAAUUUUGUGAUAAAACGAAUACAUGAAUACUUAUAAUAAAUUUGUUGGCUUAUUUACCAGUUAUUUGCAUAUAUAAUUUAUCGUAUUAUGUUAUAAAAAACACCGGGACACAAAAAAUAACCCCAAUUUUACGAAAAUCUUAAAAUAGAUUUUUGAGAUAAAUUAAAUAAAUCAAGGUAUUUAUUUGGCCAGCUGUCUCUUGUUCCGAAUUUAUUAUUUAUAAGUCUUCUAUAAAUUUUAUUAUAAUAUAGGAUUUAUUUUUUAAAAUGUUAAUAUUUGACCAGUUUUUUUUAGUCACAUACAUUAUAUAAUUAUUAUAUAGUUGAUAAAUAAAUAAAAAAUACAUCUGAUUAAUUUAAAUAUAUAUAUUUAUAAUCGCGUUCUCUUAUAUUA